AUGGCUGAACAGGAAACGUCGACGUACAAGAUCCGAUACGCCACGGAGCGCGACGUCCCCGUGAUCCUGCAGCUGAUCCAAGAGCUGGCCAUCUACGAGAAGGCGCUGCAUGAGGUCUUUGCGACGGAGCAGUCGCUGCGAGAAUCGCUGUCGUUCCCGCUCGACCCGGCGGACCUGGACAAGGGCUUCACAGAGGGCUAUGCGAAGACCCUGCUCAUCUGUCCUCCUGCCGAUGUCUCGUCGAGUGCUAAAGAGCAGGAGGAGGUCGCAGGCAUGGCCCUGUACUUCCACAACUACUCAACCUGGCACGCCCGGCCGGGCAUCUACCUGGAAGACCUGUUCGUGCGGCCCUCGCACCGCGGCCGGGGCUACGGGACGGCGCUGAUCCGCGCGCUGGCCAGGGAGUGCCGCCGCCUCAACUGCAGGCGGCUCGAGUGGUCCGUCCUGAAGUGGAACACGCCCAGCAUCGACUUUUACCAGGGCGCCAGCGUCGGCGCCACCAGGAUGGAGGAGUGGGUUGGCAUGAGAGUCGAGGGGGACUGGCUGGAGAGACUGAGCAGGAUGGUUGAGGGAACGGGAACGUCAUAA
Molecule: messenger RNA, 588 nt
Organism: Cladophialophora psammophila CBS 110553
Lineage: Eukaryota; Fungi; Ascomycota; Eurotiomycetes; Chaetothyriales; Herpotrichiellaceae
Product: acetyltransferase
Exons: 1
Coding region: 1-588 (195 amino acids)
Biological process (GO): protein acetylation
Molecular function (GO): N-acetyltransferase activity
Source: RefSeq, a predicted model, not a curated record